ACUAAUAAAAUAAUGUUUAAUAACCAUGUGUUUGACAAAAUAUGUGCCACAAAAUUAUGGGACCCGGAGCUUAUGUGGAACACUACUAGUCCCAAGUUUAGCAAUUGUAUGGCCGAUACUUGGCUUGUAUGGUUGCCGGCUACCUGUCUAACCGUAUGCCUGUCCAUUAAAAUCACUAGACUAUGUUGUAAUCGCCGAUCGGUUAGACCAUCAACAACAACAACACCGCCAACUAUUGACUACAACUACUUCAAUAUUAUACGACUGGCCAUUGCCUGUCUGUUAGCUACGGUAACUGUAGUCGACUUGUUUAGCAGUCUAUAUCAGCUCCGAUACUAUCAUCAAUGGCCAGCUAUUGAUGACACAACACCACCACCACCGCCACUACCAACAGUUGCCUACAUUAUCAGGACAGUCAUACUAAUAGCUACACGACUGGCCAUAACCGUAGUUGUCUACCAGUACCGACUAAACGGUCGACACAGCUGUAGUGGCUAUAUAUGGUUUUAUUUGUUAGCCGAUACAGUGGCCAGCGGUCUAACCGUUUGGUCAUACGCUACGGUUAGACCAUCAAUAACUGCGGGACAACUACUAGUAAUAUCCACAGAGUUUUCAUUGACUAUCCUAUUGCUAGUGUUUUGUUCAUUUGCCGACCGUUUACCACAACAACAACCACAACAACGACAACAAUUGUCAGCUAAAAGCGCCGACACCUUAACCUUAACCAAAAACUGUCCAAAAGAUAGUUCCGGUUUUCUAUCGUUACUAACAUUUCAAUGGGUAGACAGUCUACUGUGGACUGGUUGGCAAAAAUCGUUGACUAUCGGCGAUCUAUGGCCACUACGAUCGGCCGAUAGAGUCGAUCAAUUGAUGGCCCAAUUUUCUAGACAUUAUAGGACAACUACUACUGCCAGUACUACUGGUGUACGGGUAGUUAGUAGGCAAUGGUUGUCUAGAAAGUGGUCGUACAUAUGGUCUUAUAAAUGGUGGACAAACCGUAAAUCAAUUUACAACAAAUUAAAAUUAUCAAAAAUAUCAGAUACCGAUAAUACCGAUAAUACCGAUAAUACCGAUAAUACCGAUAAUACCGAUAAUACCGAUAAUACCGAUAAUACCGAUGAUACCGAUGAUGAUGAGCUAACUGUGCCAUUACUUAAGCAUAGGUCAUCAUCACCAUCAAUGCCAACACCAACCACAUCAUCAGCACCACUACCGGCUAGUAAUGUGUUUACAGCUAUUUUGAAAACUUUUUGGUCGACUUAUUUGCCGUCAACACUAGCUUUUAUAGUAUUUGAUACGGGAGUCAUAUUCAGUGCAUACCUACUUAAAUAUUUGAUUGAGUUUACCGUCAAUGAUGAUGAACCCCAAUGGCACGGUUAUGUCUAUGCGACCGCAAUACUGGUGCUCAAUAUGACGGUUGCAUUUUCCUACUCAAUAAAUGCCCAACAAAUGGCUGUUUUAGGACAGCGUAUAAAAACAUUGCUAACCGGACUGGUCUAUCGUAAGGCACUGGUAUUAAGUAAUAGUGCCAAAAAUCGGGAGUCUAAUACCGGUCAAAUAGUUAAUCUAAUGGCCGUCGAUUGUCAUCGAUUUAUUGGGUUGUUAUCGAAAUUAAAUUUUUUAUGGACAGCCUUUAUCCAGAUAACAUUGGCUGUAUAUCUACUAUACACUGAAUUAGGUGUGUCCAUUGUUGCCGGUAUCCUAGUAUUACUGGUAGCUAUGAUGACCAAUAUAUUUGUUGCCAAAAUCAAUGAUAACUAUAUGUCACGACAAAUGUCUCACAAAGAUCGUCGACAAUUGAUUACCAAUGAUGUACUCAAUGGUAUCAAAGUUUUAAAACUAUACGCCUGGGAAAAGGCAUUCAUCGAUAAGAUAUUGCAAAUACGCGGCAAAGAGUUGGGAUUUUUACGGACAGCCGGCUAUUGGUCGACAAUAUCUCUACUGACAUCAACUUGUCUACCAUUUAUGGUAACAUUGGCUACGUUUGGCUCGUAUUUGGCCAUCGGUUCGGACACAUUGGACGCCCAAAAAGUUUUUGUAUCCUUGGCAUUGUUUGCCAACGUCGGGAAUUCAGUAAUGAAUAUGCCCGACACUAUCAACGAGAUAAUAAUUUCAAUAGUUUCAAUUAAUCGUUUAAACAAAUUUCUGGAUUUACCCGAACUAACCAAUUAUGUGACCAAUAAUAUCGAUACCAUCGAUAAUGAGGAGGACGAGGAUGACAACCACCUAACGGUGCUUAGCAUAGAAAACGGUUGUUUUACAUGGAAUAGCAUGGAAUCAAAUCCUAAUAAUAAUAGUAAUAAUAAUAAUAAUCUAAUUUUGCAAAAUAUUAACCUAAAUGUAAGCGAUGGCCAGUUUGUUGCCAUUAUCGGUACAGUUGGUUCGGGUAAAAGUUCGCUAUUGUCGGCAAUUUUGGGCGAAAUGAACCGAUUGGGCGGUCAGGUUAACCUACGAUCGGCAGGUGGUCUAAGUGUGGCUUAUGUACCACAGCAGCCGUGGAUCAUGAAUAUGACACUCAGAUAUAAUAUCCAAAUGUUUGGCAACAAUCGUAUCGCCGACGACUAUACGGAUGAUGGACACCAGUAUUACCGUCGAGUAGUCGACUCGUGCGCCCUAACCGACGAUCUGAGACAACUGCCGGCCGGCGAUAGGACAGAGAUCGGCGAAAAGGGUACGAAUCUGAGCGGUGGUCAAAAACAACGGGUAAGUCUGGCCCGGGCUGUCUAUAGUCGGGCCGAUCUCUAUCUAAUGGACGAUCCAUUGUCGGCAGUGGACAGUCAUGUUGGCCAACAUAUUAUGCGUGAAGUACUGGACUCGCGGACCGGUUUAUUACGCGGAAAAACCCGACUAAUGGUAACCAAUCAGUUGUUUGUGUUGCCGUUUGUCGACCAAAUAGUUGUCAUGAAAUCGGGUAAAAUCCAUGCAAUCGGUUCCUAUGAUCAGCUAAUCCAUGAAAAUGAAGAUUUCAGACAAUUAUGGCAACAAUAUUCCUCCACAUCAGCAGUAGUUGAUAGUAAUCCAAAUGAUAUUGAAAACAAUGAAAAUAAUAAUAAUAAUAAAAAUAUUGAUACAACUGUCCCAUUACUUGAUGAUGAAUUGGUGGCCAAUAAUAAUGAUAAUAACGAUAAUAAUCGGCUAAUCGAUGAUGAAGUGGUCGAAACCGGCAAAAUCAAGCCUAGGAUUUAUCUAAAAUAUAUCCAAUCAAUGUCAACCUGUUGGACAGUUAUCCUAAUCCUGGGCUAUAUGUUAGCCAUUGCUAGCGAAUCGGCAUCGACUUUCUGGCUGAGCUUCUGGAGUGAUGAUCCUGAAAGUUCGUCCCAUAAGUCCUACUAUUUAUUAGGUUAUACAUUGUUGGGUACAUCGAAAAUCUGUUUACUGGGCCUGUCGUGGACAGGUAUUAUCAGUACAACAGUAUUGGCAGCCAAUCGACUAUAUAAAACACUACUGUCCUCAGUAGUCAAUACGUCGAUGAGUUUUUUCGAUACGACACCAUUGGGUCGUAUAGUCAACCGAUUUAGCAAAGAUAUUGAUAUAUUAGAUACACAGAUGUCGUCCACAUUAAGUUUAUUGAUAUACUGUUUGCUGGCAUUAUUGAACACACUUAUAGUUAUUACAUUACAAACACCGUUAUCAUUGCCGGUAAUAAUCAUAUUGAUUGUCUGCUAUAUAUUAUUACAGAAAUUUUAUCUAAAAAAUUCACGUCAAUUAAAACGAUUAGAGAUGACUACCCGAUCGCCUAUUUAUACACAUUUUAGCGAAACCUUGUCGGGUGUGUCAACCAUACGAGCUUAUGGAUGUCAGCAGCGGUUUAUUAGGGAAUCGGACAGUCGAGUGGAAAUCAAUCAACAAUGUCUGUAUCCAAGUGCUUCAGUUACCGGUUGGAUAGUAUUACGACUGGAGUUUCUGUCGCAUAUGAUUACCUAUUCGGCCGCAAUGUUUGCCGUACUGGCCAAAGGUACGGGAAUUACGGGCGGAUCGGUUGGUCUAUCGUUACUGUAUGCCGAUAGUAUUUGCGGAUCAAUGGGCAGUUUAGUCAGAUUGUCGGCCGUAUUGGAAAAUAAUAUGGUUUCCGUCGAACGGGUGGACGAAUAUUCUGGCCUAAAACCAGAGUCCGACGACAGCAACGGCGCCGGCAAUGACUGUAAUGGUCAGUCUAGUGACCGCCGACGGCCGGACGACAGCAAAGGAUGUAUAGAGUUUCGUGACUAUAGUACCCGAUAUAGACAGGGACUGGAUCUGGUGCUCAAACAUAUCAAUAUUAAAAUCAAUGCCAAAGAAAAAAUUGGAAUCGUUGGCCGAACCGGUUCGGGAAAGUCAUCCAUGAGUUUAGCAUUAUUUCGUAUCAUAGAGUCAGUCGGCGGCCAAAUACUCAUUGACGGCACAGAUAUCAGUCGACUACCACUACCAGUGCUACGAUCUGGCCUAACAAUCAUACCACAGGAACCGGUAUUGUUUUGCGGUACUAUCCGUACAAAUUUGGAUCCGUUUGGCCGGCACUCGGAUUCGGACAUAUGGCAAGCACUGGACAGAUCUCAUCUCAAACCGUAUGUUUUAUCGGGUAAAUCAGGACUCGACUACCCGAUCAGCGAAGGUGGCGAUAACAUGAGUGUCGGUCAACGACAACUGGUAUGUCUGGCCCGUGCAUUACUACGCCAUACGACUGUCCUGAUCCUCGAUGAGGCCACGGCUGCCAUUGAUGUGGAAACCGAUCGACUAAUACAGCAAACAAUUAGGUCAGAGUUUUCCGACGCAACUGUCCUGACAAUAGCUCAUCGGCUAAAUACUAUCCUCGACUCGGAUCGGGUUAUAGUCCUAUCCGAUGGACAGGUAGUCGAGUUUGAUUCGCCCCGCAGUUUACUAUCGGAUAGUAAUUCCCAGUUUUAUUUAUUAUGCAUUUAA
Messenger RNA from Oppia nitens, 4899 nucleotides. RefSeq names its product multidrug resistance-associated protein 1-like. Lineage: Eukaryota; Metazoa; Arthropoda; Arachnida; Sarcoptiformes; Oppiidae. Gene Ontology annotation, molecular function: ABC-type transporter activity; ATP hydrolysis activity; ATP binding. The transcript is spliced from 14 exons. Gene Ontology annotation, cellular component: membrane. Gene Ontology annotation, biological process: transmembrane transport. The record is from RefSeq and is a predicted model, not a curated record. The coding region runs from base 13 to 4899 and encodes 1628 amino acids.